Columba livia (rock pigeon) is the source of this 4689-nucleotide messenger RNA. It is a transcript of the gene CSRNP1, whose product is annotated as cysteine and serine rich nuclear protein 1. The transcript is spliced from 5 exons. Gene Ontology annotation, cellular component: nucleus. Gene Ontology annotation, molecular function: sequence-specific DNA binding; DNA-binding transcription factor activity, RNA polymerase II-specific. The coding region runs from base 210 to 1922 and encodes 570 amino acids. Gene Ontology annotation, biological process: regulation of transcription by RNA polymerase II. NCBI's taxonomy places the organism in Eukaryota, Metazoa, Chordata, Aves, Columbiformes, Columbidae. The record is from RefSeq and is a predicted model, not a curated record.
CGGGCGGGCCGGGCACACGCCGGCCCCGCUCCUGUCACCGCCUGCGUCAGAGCCCGGAGUUUUCCACUGACGAAAAAGGGCAGCGCGGCGGCGGCGCAGCCCCGGCAGCGGCAGAGCGGGAGGCGCCGCGCCAGGCACCGCCGCUGCAGCCGGAGCCGCCGCGCCGAGACCCGCCGCCGCCGAAGUUAUAUGAAAAAUACGGCGUCACCAUGAGCGGAGUGUUGAAAAGGAAGUACGAAGAGCUGGGGGAUGACAGCACCUACUGCUCCUCCUCCUCCUGCUCCCCGCUCUCCUCCUCGGCGUCCUCGGGCUGGGAGUCGGAUGAGGAGAGUUCCCGCGGGGAGAACAAGCCCAGCUCUGCCUUAACGCCCAGCUUCACCCCCACGUCUAUCCUGAAGAAAACCAAGCGACUAAAGAAGAACAAUGUGGAGUUUGACCGGGUCACUGUGUUUUACUUCCCACGCUGCCAGGGGUUCACGAGCGUGCCUAGUCGUGGGGGCUGCACCCUGGGGAUGGUGAGCAAACACAGCUCCUCCCGGCAGUUCACGCUGGCGGAGUUUUCCAAGGAGCAGGAAAACGUUCGCCGGGAGAAACUCGAAGAGAAAUUGAAAGAGGAGAAGUUGGAAGCGUUGAAAUGGAAGCUAACCAUGAACGGCACGAAGGAGUCAGAGGAGGCUAACCAGCUCACCAUCGACGACAUCUCUGACGACGACAUCGACGUCAGCAACGUGGACCUGGAGGACGGCUUCUUCCUCCAGCCCUACCCCGCCAAGAAGAGACGCGCGCUGCUGAAAGCCGUGGGGGUGAAGAAGAUUGACAAGGAGGAGAAGCGGGAGCUGCACAACAUCCGUCUGUCCCGGGAGGACUGUGGCUGCGACUGCCGGGAGGUCUGUGACCCCGAGACCUGCAGCUGCAGCUUGGCAGGCAUCAAAUGUCAGAUGGAUCACACCUCGUUCCCUUGCGGCUGCACCAAGGACGGCUGCGGCAACACCGAGGGCAGGAUUGAGUUCAACCAGGCCCGUGUUCAGACCCACUUCAUCCACACCAUCAUGAAGCUGGAGCUGGAGAAGCAGCAGCAGAGCAGCGAGAAGGCGGCAGAGGCCGAACCACCUUUUCGGGAGCGGCUCCCGCCCUUGGGAUGCGCGGCGGGGAAGGGCUCUUUGGAGGAACGCGCCGUGCCGCUGGCACCCGCCUUCCAGUUCAGCCCCGACCUGGAGGCCCUGGGGGAGAACAGCUGCAGCAGCGACAUGACGGACUCCUCCAUCUCCUCCCACCCCAGCGAGGACCUGGAGGAGCCCUACGAGAGCCUCCCCUCCGACAAAUCCCAGUCGGACGUGGACGACGACGGCUUGGCCCGCAUCCUCCACUUCAAUGACUCGGAUGCCGAAGAAGAGGGCGGCCGUGGCCAGGAUGACCUGAGCUGCUUCAACCCCACUGACUUCUUCAUCGAGGACCACGGCAGCGAGGCCAAGCCCGUCCCUGGCCACUUGUCCCACCUCUCCGAGUGCCUGGACGAGAAUGCCAACCAGGACGGCGGGGGUUUGCUGGAGGAUGCUGCCCACGCGCGGUGCGACGGGCUGUCCUGCUGCGCCCCGUCCCCAGCCGAGCCUUGCUCCAAGAGCUACGCCGACCUCAGCCUUUCCUCCGACUCCUUGGAUUUCUUCCAGUCCUUCUCAGACUAUAACUUGGGACCUCUUUACAACUCCUUAAAGGAGUACGAGAACCUCGAUAACUUCUCAGCGUUACAGUUUCAGUUGCCUAAUUUCCCCAGCUUCCCGCAAGCUGGAGAUCAGGGCUCCUGUUUCUUGGAGUCCCUCAUCGGUUUGUCAGAAUCCGUCCCCGAAACCCCGGCCCCUUUCACAGACAAUCAACUUUUGGAGGAUGCCAUCAAGUCGUCGCUGAUGGAGACAGUCAAAGUGUGAAAUGCCCACGUGGCUGGGGCGGCAAGGACCGGUGCCAAAAUGAAACCUGAAGAACAGUCGGGUGGGCAAACUUUCGUAAGAAGGAUGAUAUUGCUACUCAAAAUAAGGAGGAAAACAACAACAACAACGAAACUUUCUAAGCAAACAAACUAUUUUUGGUCUUUAUAGAACGUGGACGUUUUGACAUACUGCAGCUACAAUCAGUUCUCUUGCUGUUUGUGCAAAAGUUUCUAAACUUUCGUGAUGGGGUGGGGUGGGAGGGAGGGAAAAAGACUUUCACGUAUGAAUUUCCUUGUGUUUUGUAUGAAAAGACCUGUUGAGAAAUACUCCUCGCUAACGUUGCCAGUCGUACACACAGCCCCUUCUAGAAACGUUUCAGUGUUGCAGGAACUUUUUACGACAACUUUUUGAAGCUGUAUUUAUUGUGAAAAUUUGUGGUUUGCGUAAGAGUUAGCCCGACACGCUCUUACGUUUAAAUCUGACAACGUUUACAGAAGAGAUCCAUACACUAUAUACGUAAUCAUUCUUCAUCUAUUUAUUGCAAAUUCCAGAAUUUAACUAGCCACCGAAGCUUGAACUAGCAUGAAACCUUAUUUAAAUUGGUAAUACCUCAGAUGUAUUAUGUGCACAAUCUUUUUUUUUUGUUUGUUUUUUUGCAUAAUAUAUCUGUAUUUAUUUAUUUUCUACCUGUAGUACAUUACUAGCACUGUGGUUUACCCAUGACCUGGAAGGGCAGUAAGGUCUUCAGCAGCACCCGUCCUAAAGAUGAUGUGAUUUUCUGAGUCUGAAAGGUGCUGCCUGUUGGGUCUUCACUUCACAUUUCUAAAAGAGCUGAAUGCAAAGGGCUGGGAGGGGGGAAAUGGAGGAAACGUUUGUGCAACGUCCUUUGGUUUCUUAUCAACCCUCUAGUAAACAUGGUGAUGAUGUCUCAUCUCCUUAACAUCUCAAUGGAGAGCAAACCAACCAAAACCUUCAGCUAUUCCAGAAAUAACACGGACUAGCUCUAUUUAAAGCAAACAAAAGAAAUGAAACCCCUUCUCCUAAAUUAUGGCCAUGAGCUCUGUCGUGAUCCAUUGCGGUGACUGAACAUGCGGAGGAACCCAUAGCGGUGGUGAUGGGGGGUGUUGUCAUGGGAAGGACCUUUGAGCAAAGCCAACACCAGCAACACUGUGCUCAUGCUCCUCAGCAAGUGCUCCUUAGGGCUCCCCGAUGGCAUCGCAGCUCCAAAAUCUGCAGGGGCAGACUCUUUAUACUAUUUUUUUAAUAUAUAUACAUAUAGGCAAAUCGGGUAAAUCAAAUAAAAUUAGAUGGAUAUGAAGGUUAUUGGGUUAUUUAUCCUUUGAGCACGGUUUUAGAGGGAUUUAAAAAUAACGCAUGGAAACAAAGCUGAAAAACGCAAAGGCUUUGUGUUUGUAAAGUGCAAUCAUUGUGUUUAGGAAGAAUAUCGGGGACCCUCUUGGCCUUUUGCUGUUUAAAUCAGUCUGAGAACAUGACACUAUUUGGCCGUGAGAUAUAACUGGACAUAACACCUGUGAUACACUAAGUGCCUACGCAAGUGGUAUGAAAAACAUAACAAAACAACAAAAAGGGACUUUGGAACUUGCUGGCUUUAAAUCCCACUUGGAAAAUGUGAUAUUGGGUAAUGGGAGUGAUUCCUGGCGGAGACACCCAGACUGGGGAAAUGAAAUACCCAAAAAUAUGGAUUUGAGUUUGGUUUUCCAUUGGCUGAGCUGUUUAUAUCCCUGACAAGAGGGAUGGUGCUCUCGGCCACCCGCAAUUCCACAGGCACCUCGCACAAACCUGCCGGCGAUUUAGGAAAGUUCUGGUGUACGAAUGUGGCGGAGACUGGGUUGUUUGGGGUUUAUUUUAAUUGUUUCUUAUUCCUAUAUUUAAUUGUACAUCUCUGGUAUUGAGCCGGUCAACUUGGAAGCGGAGCUGACCCGCAUCCUCCCCCAAAGCAUCGUCCCCGGGGGUGUCCCCACCGGGCAAGAGGGCGACUGCAGGAAUACUACUGGCAGAUGGAGGAUUUCCUAAAUAUAUAUUAUUAUUAUUAUUAAUUAUUAUUAUUAUUUUGUCGUCGUUUCUUUAGGUUGAAAAAUCCCCUUCAGUUAUCUCCUAGGUGGUAGUUUCUAUCGUUCAGACUGCAUCAAAAAAUACUGACAGUUGAAAGUCUGGUACCAUUUCUAUUUAUUGGCACUAAUAUAUUUUGUAACAUUCCUGGGUUUCUCUGCGUAUAUAUAUAUAUUUAUAUAUAUAAAAUAUAUGCAUAUAUUUUAUAUAUAUAUACACACUUUUUUUAAAUGAAUGAUGGGGGUAGACUCCUGCCUUUGUGGAUUUUUUUCUAUAAUUUAUUCUUUGUGUUGGUGCCAAAACAAAAAGAAAAAAGAUAUUUUUCCUUUUUUUUUUUCUUUUUUCCAGGGCACUGAAUUGUAAAUAUACAAUUAUUUUUUUCUUCUCGGUAUCUGUGUAAAAAGUUGCCUGUUAAACAGUUUAAAAACUGGGUAUUUAUUGACACAAUCUGUAAUUAUCUAAUGUAUUGAUUGAAACGCUUUGGUUUCAACAUAGCUUUAUUUUAGCUUUCUUUGUGUAUAUAUUGUGAUUAUGUUGCUUAAAGGUACAAGUUAAAGAAAUGCUUUAUUUUUACCUUAUCCAUUUGCAUUUGUUUAUAAAAAAAGAAGCAUAUUUGUCUACAGCUGCUGUCUCUCAUUUCAUUGAAGCAAUAUGAAGAAAUUUCCAUUACACUUUCAAUAAAAGAAUUUUGUUGGAA